Molecule: messenger RNA, 187 nt
Organism: Plasmopara halstedii
Lineage: Eukaryota; Oomycota; Peronosporomycetes; Peronosporales; Peronosporaceae
Exons: 1
Source: RefSeq, a predicted model, not a curated record
AUGCUCAUAUUGCGUCGUGGUCUCCAAGUGCAUUCAUCGACACGCUGUGUGCUCUUAUCAACUGCCAGUAUCAACAAUGACAACAAGUUUCAAUUCGAAUCACUUGCAUUCGAGAAUAAAAAGCUGCUUCCUGCGCCAAUCGUGACUCGACGUGUGCUUGAAUAUCUCGAAGUGAAUCCCAACAUCA